AAAAGAUUAUGAGAAUGCAAUUAGGUAUUACACGGAAGCGCUGGAGCUGAACCCUUCCAAUGCCAUCUACUUCAGUAACCGGAGCCUGGCAUACCUACGCACAGAGUGCUAUGGCUACGCUUUGGCAGACGCCACCCAUGCGCUGGAGAUUGACAAGAACUACAUCAAGGGCUACUACCGGCGGGCCACCUCUAACAUGGCCCUGGGCAAGUUCAAGGCUGCCCUCAAAGAUUAUGAGACGGUAGUGAGGGUGCGUCCCAAUGACAAGGAUGCCAAGAUGAAGUAUCAGGAGUGCAACAAAAUUGUCAAGCAGAAGGCCUUCGAGAGAGCCAUCGCUAGUGACGAGCUCAAAAGAUCAGUGGUGGAUUCUUUAGACAUUGAGAACAUGACAAUUGAGGAUGAAUAUACAGGCCCCAAACUGGAGGAGGGUAAGGUAACGCUGAAGUUCAUGAAGGAGUUGAUGGACUGGUUCAAGGAUGAAAAGAAACUACACAGGAAGUGUGCUUACCAGAUGCUGGUUGAAGUAAAGGAGCUUUUAUCCAAACUCCCAAGCCUCAUUGAAAUUAUGGUAAAAGAGACAGACAAAAUAACUAUUUGUGGGGACACGCAUGGGCAAUACUACGACCUUCUAAACAUCUUUGAGUUGAAUGGUUUGCCAUCACUGACCAAUCCAUAUCUGUUCAACGGUGACUUUGUAGACCGUGGCUCCUUUUCAGUGGAAGUAAUUCUCACGCUCUUUGGCUUCAAGCUGCUCUACCCAGACCACUUCCAUCUACUGAGAGGUAACCAUGAGACUGACAAUAUGAAUCAGAUGUAUGGCUUUGAAGGUGAGGUCAAGGCCAAGUACACAGCGCAGAUGUUCCAGCUGUUUAGCGAGGUGUUCCAGUGGCUUCCGCUCACACUGUGCAUCAACAGCAAAGUGCUGGUGAUGCAUGGGGGACUGUUCAGUGAGGAUGGUGUUACCUUAGAUGACCUUAAAAAGAUUGACAGGAACCGACAGCCUCCAGACUCAGGUCCUAUGUGUGAUCUCCUGUGGUCAGACCCUCAGCCUCAGAAUGGCCGGUCCAUUAGUAAGCGUGGUGUGAGCUGUCAGUUCGGGCCGGAUGUCACCCAGCGCUUCCUGGAGCAGAACAAGCUGCAAUAUAUCAUACGCAGUCAUGAGGUGAAAGCCGAGGGCUAUGAAAUCACCCACUCAGGGAAGUGCAUCACAGUGUUCUCAGCACCCAACUACUGUGACCAGAUGGGUAACAAAGCAGCCUAUAUUCAUCUCAGGGGAUCUGACCUCAAGCCUGAAUUCCACCAGUUCACUGCUGUGCCUCAUCCUAAUGUUAAACCCAUGGUCUAUGCCAACUCUCUCCUGCAGUUGGGAAUGAUGUAGAGGGAUUGGUUCUCCAGCCAUUUCUCAGCAACUGUUCCUGUCUCAAGUCCAUACCAAUCCCUCCAGACGUGUCACACACAUUCUUCUCAUUCCGGAUUCCCAUAAGUGACUUGUCUCUCUCUCUCUCACUCACACAAUCAGUAUUCCACCUGGCUUGAGAAGCACUCUUGAUUGUGCAGAGUAAAAAGCAGUGAGAAAAGAAACAUAACAGGAAUUUCCUGUUCAUAAUCUGCUUACUCUUUGAUAGGUCUCAAUCUCAAAUUAAAAAGACACCAUCCUCCGCUCCCCCUCCAUUUUUUUCCUCCCUGUAGAGCUGCUAGGGUUUUUAUUUUAUCUAAUUAUGAGUGGUUGAUUCCUCAUCUGCAAGACACAAGGAGCUGGACUGUACCAAAGACCUGGGGCCCUUUGUGCCAAACGUCUCAGAGAAUGAGGAUCAUAGUUUUGCAUUUGCCAUCAGAAUGACUGAGACGCUUGAUACUCGGGUCCUGAAUUUGAACCGAAUUGGAGAGGAGAGGCAAGGCCAGCCCCCCCCUCCCCUGCAAACAUAUCUGCAUUGUACACCCCACCCCCCACCCCGGAGCUGGGUUGGGAGCAGCGACAGCGUGUUCCUGUGAUACUGUAGCCAUGAUUUAAUUCUGUGCUGCUUUCAUAAUCAGCCACGUCAUGUGUCUGUUAAUGUCUUGUGGUCACACUAGUAUAUAAAUGUAGUAAACUUGAACAGUUGUACAGAUUACAUGCACUGUAACUGUAUUCCAGGUAGAUACUUAACUGUUUCAACACUCUCUGCCCUUAUUUAAAUUGUGAAGCGCAGUAGCUGAUGGUAAUACUUCAUAAUAUUUCAUCCUGUUGGCAGCUCCCAUGCACAUGCUUCUUGCCCAGCUCGCUUGACUGAAAUGCACUGGAAAUGUGGACAGUUUGUUUAGCUAAUCUCUGCCCCUUGUUCAUUUGUUUAGCUAAGCUCUCAGCUUCACAUGAAUUUGUGACAGAACAUGGAAUAUGUUCAGAAACUGUCUCCCUCUCUUAAAACGCACAGCAGCCAUACCUAUAUGUCCUUGAUUUUUUAGAUAAUGUUAUAUACACAAAUGUGUAUGUAUAUACAGUAUAUACUGUAACAUUAAAAUCCCUGUGUACAUGUUUGAGGAAAAAAGUUGUUGAAUUAAAAAAACUCCAGUCCAAUUA
Electrophorus electricus (electric eel) is the source of this 2557-nucleotide messenger RNA. RefSeq names its product protein phosphatase 5, catalytic subunit (gene ppp5c). Lineage: Eukaryota; Metazoa; Chordata; Actinopteri; Gymnotiformes; Gymnotidae. The record is from RefSeq and is a predicted model, not a curated record. Gene Ontology annotation, molecular function: protein binding; hydrolase activity.